AUGCCUAGUCCAGCCAAAAAGCGAAAAACAAAUGCAUCGGAGCCAGCUGCCGGGCGUAUGAGGAGCAUUGAAUCAUUCUUCGCCGGACCGCAGCCACAACCAAAACCACUGUCGAACACAACAGAAAUAUUUCAAAAAAAAAACAAUUUUACCGAUGAAGAGUUGGCGCGUAAAUUACAGGCUGAAUGGAACCAGGACGAUGAUACGCUGCAGCCCUCUGCAUCUAUGGAAAUCACCCCUCCCAGUAAUACGUUGAAGGAUACAACGUCGUCACCUGCCGGAACACUAGGCGCCAACAAACCAGCACCGCCUGGGAAAACGUUUCAGAAUGACAUUCUAUCCUUGCAGUCUCCUCUUGGGUCCGAAGAUACCAUCGUCUCAUUUAUACCCCUUGAUGAAAGCCCGCUGGUGUUCGACCCAUCGAAAUAUGUGGUCGAACUACAGAAGCACUGGGCGCAGGAUAGCGGAAACGCUUCAUAUGCCCUCUUGACAAAGGCUUUUGUUUUGGUUAAUGCGACGACAAAAAGGAUCAAAAUUGUUGAUACUCUCGUCAAUCUCUUGCGAAUACUGAUUGAGGGUGCACCCGACAGUUUAUUACCGGCAGUCUGGCUGGCGACGAAUUCCUUUGCACCGCCAUAUGAGCCAGCGGAACUAGGUCUGGGCGGGUCGGCCAUAUCAAAAGCCUUCAAAAAUAUAUACGGGUUGAAUAGCCAAGGAUUGAAAGCCUUAUAUAAUAAGCAUGGAGAUGCUGGCGAUGUCGCUUUCGAGGCUAAAAAGCGGCAGAGCUUUACCCUAAAAAAGCCGAAGCCAUUGACGAUCAAGGGCGUCUAUGAAUCACUAGUCAAAAUUGCGAGAAGCAAAGGAACUGGGAGCCAAGAAGCCAAACAACGCAUUGUGGAACGCUUACUUCAAGAUACUCGAGGAGCAGAAGAAAGCCGCUACAUCGUGAGAACCCUCGUUCAGCACUUGCGCAUUGGUGCUGUCAAAACAACGAUGCUCAUUGCACUCGCCAGGGCUUUCCUGUUUUCCAAGCCGCCAGGUGCUGAGUUUACAGUCGAAGGGAUGAGUUCCCUAGCCAGUUUGAAAAAGGAGGAACUGACUGAACUCUACACCAAAGCCGAAGAAUUGGUCAAAGCAUCCUAUGCUCGUCAUCCCAACUAUGACGAUCUUGUACCAUGUAUGCUUGAGAUUGGAGUCACAAAGGAAUUACUCAUACAUUGUGGGCUGGCAUUGCAUAUACCCUUAAGACCUAUGCUAGGAAGCAUUACACGUGAUCUAUCAGACAUGUUAACCAAGUUACAAGGCAAAGAUUUUGCAUGUGAAUACAAGUAUGAUGGCCAACGAGCACAGGUGCAUUGCGAUGCGAAUGGGAAAGUGAGCAUAUUUUCUCGACAUCUCGAACUCAUGACGGACAAGUAUCCCGACCUCGUGUCGCUGGUGCCCCAAAUCCGGGGGGAAUCUGUAUCGAGUUUUAUUCUCGAGGGAGAGGUUGUCGCUGUUGAUCGAGAGACCGGCGAGCUACAGGCUUUUCAAAUUCUUACCAAUCGGGCCAAGAAAAAUGUUGAUGUUGAGAGCAUCAAGGUGAAUGUCUGUCUGUUCGCGUUCGACUUAAUGUACUUAAAUGGGGAGCCACUACUCGAUCGAUCGUUUAGAGAGCGGCGGGACAUGCUUCGCAGCCUGUUUACAGAAAUCCCCAAUCGGUUCACCUGGGUCAAAAAUUUGGAUGCUACCUCUACUGAUUCAGAGGCAGUACUGGAGUUUUUUAAGAAUGCAACUGAAGUCAAGUGCGAAGGCAUCAUGGUCAAGGUCCUCGAUAACGAGGCACGCGGGACAAUCAUAGAGGCAACAACUAAUGACGAUAAUGAGGCGAAUAUGAAUAUGGACCAAUAUGAACAGGAUGAACAAGUUCCCGCACAGUCAAAAAAGACCAAGUCUACUCGACGGAAAGCCCUCUUAUCAACCUACGAACCUGACAAACGCUUGGACUCCUGGCUCAAAGUGAAGAAAGACUACAGCGCAUCUUCGGACACUUUAGACCUCGUUCCGAUAGGCGCAUGGCAUGGUAACGGGCGCAAAGCCAAAUGGUGGUCUCCCAUCCUUCUCGCGGUGCGCAAUUCAGAAACUGGUAUCCUCGAAGUUGUCACCAAAUGCAUGUCUGGUUUCACAGAUAAAUUCUACCAGGCCAACAAGGAAAAAUAUGCACAAGACAGCGAAAAUGUUAUUUCUCGACCUAGCUAUAUCGAUUAUAGGGGGGAGCCCGAUGUAUGGUUCGCACCGCAAGAAGUAUGGGAAAUGGCAUUUGCUGAUAUCACAUUGAGUCCUACAUACACGGCUGCCAUAGGGCUUGUUAGUGAGGAUAGAGGUCUUAGCCUGCGCUUCCCCCGGUUUCUUCGAGUAAGAGAAGAUAAAUCCAUCGAUGAAGCUAGUACAUCCGAUUUCCUUGCUGGACUGUGGCGUAAACAGGUCGAGCGAGCGACCGAAGAAGGCAUACACGAUGAAAAAGAUGAGAACGUCAACGAAGAGCUCGAGCUUUGA
This is a messenger RNA of Talaromyces proteolyticus, 2535 nucleotides long. Its product is annotated as putative DNA ligase I. The record is from RefSeq and is a predicted model, not a curated record. Gene Ontology annotation, cellular component: DNA ligase III-XRCC1 complex. Gene Ontology annotation, molecular function: ATP binding; DNA binding; DNA ligase (ATP) activity. NCBI's taxonomy places the organism in Eukaryota, Fungi, Ascomycota, Eurotiomycetes, Eurotiales, Trichocomaceae. Gene Ontology annotation, biological process: lagging strand elongation; DNA recombination; DNA biosynthetic process. The transcript has a single exon. The coding region runs from base 1 to 2535 and encodes 844 amino acids.